AUGGCGGCGAAGAACUCGGAUGCGUUUGCUCGCAUCAACUUCCUCAUGCAGGCGUCUGCGCUUGCCCUGUCAAAGUUCCCGCAGUCGAAAGAGCUCUCUCGCUUCUACACCACACAUGCCACGCAAAUUGCCCAGAAGAAAGUGCUUCGCUUGCACAAGAGCAUGAAACGGUCCAUCUGCAAGAAGUGCUCCACGUUGCUCCGACCCGGUGUCACGGCUCGUGUCCGCACAGCCCCUCGUCGCGAGAAGCACGUUAUUGUGACCUGCUUAUACUGCGGGAAUAUGAAGCGGUUCCAUUGUUCCACAGUCAACAAGUGGAACAACACGGACACCUUCGUUAGCUCCUAG
Molecule: messenger RNA, 348 nt
Organism: Salpingoeca rosetta
Lineage: Eukaryota; Choanoflagellata; Craspedida; Salpingoecidae
Exons: 4
Coding region: 1-348 (115 amino acids)
Biological process (GO): tRNA 5'-leader removal
Cellular component (GO): nucleolar ribonuclease P complex
Source: RefSeq, a predicted model, not a curated record